AUGGCACCAGCCCACACAACCUACCUCCCCACUCCUUCCCACCAAAUCUCCUCUACCUCAAAUAAUAAGGCUUCAAAAGCCAUUUUCCCCGACGGCAUCAAAACAUCUGGUCAACAUGCACCCCUAUACGACCAAUUACGCCCAUAUUCUGAAUUCCCAAAAGAGAUAGCCGGCCCCACAGUCUGGAAAGCAGAGGACUACACCCACAACCCGGAACGCUGGACGCACCCAUUCUCACCCUCUGAGAUCCAAGAAAUGAGCUGCGCAGCAGACGCAUUCUUGGCCUCUGGCACCCCUCUCACGGGCAUAACGAAAGAAACCUUUUCCCUACCAAAUUUUAGAAAAUUCCUCGAGGGCAUGCGGAAUGAGCUGCUCAACGGUAAAGGCUUCAUACUCUUCAAAGGCAUGCCAGUCCAGGAAUGGGGAAACAAGAAAUCCGCCGUCGCAUACAUGGGUCUAGGGACCUAUCUAGGUUAUUUGGUGUCCCAAAACGGUCGCGGGCAUGUGUUAGGGCAUGUUAAGGACUUGGGGGACGAUGCCACGCAGAUCGAUAAGGUGCGGAUAUAUCGGACGAACGCGCGGCAGUUUUUCCACGCCGAUGAUAGUGAUAUCGUCGGGUUGCUUUGCGUGGCCCGUGCGUUGGAUGGAGGGGAAAGUGAUAUUGUGAGUAGUCAUCAUGUAUGGAAUACACUUCAGAGGGAGAAUCCAGAUGUGGCGGAGGAAUUAACGAAGCCCUUGUGGUAUUUUGACAGGAAAGGGGAGACGAGCAAAGGGGAGGAGGAGUGGAUCAAGACGAGUGUGUUUUAUCUCGAGAAGGGAGAAAAUCCAAGGGUAUAUUCAAAAUGGGACCCCUACUACAUCCGCUCCCUAACCCGCUUCUCCAACGCCGGGAUCAUUCCUCCUCUCUCGCCAGCUCAAAAACGCGCUACUACCGUCUUAGAAGAAACAUGCCUCCACCUCGCAUUGCACAUGAUCCUCGAAAUUGGCGAUAUUCAGUUUUUGUCUAAUUGCCAUGUUCUACAUGCUCGCACGGCGUAUAAGGACUAUCCAGCGCCAGCGCCCAGGAGGCAUUUGAUGAGGCUGUGGUUGAGCACCCCAGAAGACGAAGGAGGCUGGAAACUGCCGUUCCACGAUUCGGCGGAGAAGAAGAGGGGAGGUAUUCAGGUCGAUGAUACGCCGCCUGUGGCGCCUGAAGAUGCGGAGUAGA
This is a messenger RNA of Lindgomyces ingoldianus, 1207 nucleotides long. Its product is annotated as taurine catabolism dioxygenase-like protein TauD. The transcript is spliced from 2 exons. The coding region runs from base 1 to 1206 and encodes 401 amino acids. The record is from RefSeq and is a predicted model, not a curated record. Lineage: Eukaryota; Fungi; Ascomycota; Dothideomycetes; Pleosporales; Lindgomycetaceae. Gene Ontology annotation, molecular function: oxidoreductase activity.